Molecule: messenger RNA, 1611 nt
Organism: Striga hermonthica
Lineage: Eukaryota; Viridiplantae; Streptophyta; Magnoliopsida; Lamiales; Orobanchaceae
Source: the annotation of a GenBank genome assembly
AUGGAUAGGAGUGAGAUGGGGAAAGGCGGGGAUAGUUUCAUCGAUCGGAGUAAAGUUAGGAUCUUGCUGUGUGAUAAUGAUGAAAAAAGUUCUGAGGAAGUCUUCACACUUUUGUGUAAAUGUUCUUAUCAAGUAACAUCCGUGAAGUCUCCAAGGCAAGUGAUUGAUGCACUGAAUGCCGAGGGGCCAGAUAUAGAUAUCAUUCUCUCUGAAGUUGACCUGCCAAUGUCUAAAGGAAUGAAGAUGUUAAAAUAUAUCAUGAGGGACAAAGAGUUGCGUCGAAUUCCUGUGAUCAUGAUGUCCGCUCAAGAUGAGGUUCCUAUUGUUGUCAAAUGUCUGAAACUUGGGGCAGCUGACUAUCUUGUGAAGCCAUUACGUACAAAUGAGCUCUUGAAUCUGUGGACACACAUGUGGAGAAGGAGGCGAAUGCUUGGAUUAGCAGAGAAGAACAUCAUAAAUUAUGAUCUUGAUCUGGUUGUCUCGGAUCCUAGCGAUGCUAAUACCAACAGCACAACUUUGUUUUCGGAUGACACAGAUGACAAGUCGCGAAAAGGCGUUAACCCGGACACAUGUGUUUCAACUCAUCAGGAGAAUGAGGCCCAUGCAACCUCAAAUGGUGCUCCAAUACAGACUACUUGUGGGGCCCCUUCAGAUUAUCAGCCUGAUGUGCCGGAAUUGAUCGACAGGCAGCGAGGACAAAGUUCACCACUCCCAAAGAAAAAGGAACUCAGGAUAGGCGAAUCAUCCGCUUUCUUCACAUACGUAAAAUCAUCCACACCUAAAAGCAGCAGCAGCUACGACCCUUCCUCUUUGCACGAAAACUUACCAAACCAAAGACAAGAAGAAAACAACAGAGUCCCCACGGAAAAUCAUUACCACAUCAACUCCAACUCGUUUUCCCUCGAAAAAACAUCCUUUACUACUCCCUCUCCACUAUCCACAGACGAAUUCGCACAACAACCACCUCAUUUCAUCUUAAGGAACGACUCGCUGCCAAACGAUCAUAUCUCUAAUCAUCAUCAUUACCCGCAUCCCGCCCCGUACCCUUACUACGUGCCCCCCGCCAUGAUGGGCCAGGUGGCAGCAGCAGCAAUGCAGCCCCCCGGUGGGUCCCACAAGAUGAUAGAUCAUGCCGCGAGUUCCCCGUUGAUGCCGCCCCCCCAGUACAAUCACAUCAUGCCACCACCCUACCCUUAUUACCCGUUUGGCUUAUGCUUGCAGCCGGGCCAGAUUCAAUCGGGCCCGAUUCCAGGCCAGAUUCCGGGCCCACCUCAUCAUCAUCCUCACCAUCAAUGGCCGUCAUUUGGGAGCCCAUCUGUUGAGGGAACUGAGAAGCCACCAGCAAAGAUCGACCGUCGGGAGGCAGCUUUGAUGAAGUUCAGACAGAAAAGGAAAGAAAGGUGUUUUGAUAAAAAGAUUCGAUACGUGAAUCGAAAGAAGCUUGCCGAGCGUAGGCCCCGACUAAGGGGCCAGUUCGUGAGGAAGGUGAAUGGGGUGAUGAGUGUGGAUCUUAAUGGGCAGCCGGGCUAUACUGAGGAUGACGAGGAGGAAGAGGAAGAUUAUGAUGAGGAUGACCAUUCUAAUGUGGUUUUCUUACCCGAGGAUGAAUAG